Symbiodinium necroappetens is the source of this 182-nucleotide messenger RNA. The record is from the annotation of a GenBank genome assembly. NCBI's taxonomy places the organism in Eukaryota, Dinophyceae, Suessiales, Symbiodiniaceae.
AUGGCGCAGAUUGCUGGGUUGUUGAUGCUCCUGCAGCUCAUGCGUGCGUCUUCUUCAAUUUCUGGGAAGCUUCGAUCAAAGCUCACUUCGCCACGAUGUGCCGAGUACGGCGUCUCGUACCGUGACGCAGAGGGAGACUGGCAAGCGGGAGAGGUGCUGUUGACGGCCUUGCAGUGCCAACU